Messenger RNA from Diaporthe batatas, 2979 nucleotides. RefSeq lists its product as uncharacterized. The transcript has 4 exons. Bases 622 to 2655 code for a protein of 677 amino acids. NCBI's taxonomy places the organism in Eukaryota, Fungi, Ascomycota, Sordariomycetes, Diaporthales, Diaporthaceae. Gene Ontology annotation, biological process: endoplasmic reticulum to Golgi vesicle-mediated transport; endocytosis; intra-Golgi vesicle-mediated transport. The record is from RefSeq and is a predicted model, not a curated record. Gene Ontology annotation, molecular function: GTPase activator activity; protein binding. Gene Ontology annotation, cellular component: Golgi apparatus.
GUUUCGCCGGCCCCAGGCUUAAUUGAGAAAUCCACCGCCAGUGGUCGCUUCUCCUCCCUCAUCACAUCAUCCUCCGUCCACGAACCGGCCCUGGAUUCACACAUCCUGGCAACCACUUGAUACCUCUUGCUUCACUCAGCUUCAUUCACCCUUGGGCUCUAUUUCUCCAAUUCCACUGCACUUUUUGUUUACCUGCCUUUUCCAAGGCCCCCCCGCUAAUGUGGCUCUGUUGGUCCCCAUCCCACCUCCAGAUUGACCCCUGUUCUUAAUAUCCGAUCCUAAUUCCGUAUGAAUCGCCCCUGACGCCCAAGAUUUGAUUGGAUUGACGUACUAUGUAUGGGUUCAUACAACCGCGCCCCUCUUGUUGUUCCCCGACAGCACGGUGUACCGCUAAAUCGAUUCGAGUCGGCCCCCAGCACAAGCACACCCAGACAAUAAUCCGUAAUUGUACCACGAAUACGUACCGGCCAUCCGUCCUAUCGCCGUCGAGUUCGAGUUCUUCGUGUCGCCAUCCCGAGGAAGGCUCCGACGCCUUAGAAGACUGCCUCCACACUGUCAACACUGUCAACACUGUGAACACCGCAAUUGGCCUCGCGUCCUCUUCCUGCAAACACCGCCAACAUGGCCGCUGCCCUCAGCAAGCGCCAGCAGGCUCGCAACGAGAAGACUCUCCAGGAUCUCGUGCAGAAUGUCCCCGGUAACAACCAGUGCGCAGACUGCCAGGCGCGGAAUCCAGGCUGGGCAUCAUGGAGCUUGGGCAUCUUCUUGUGCAUGCGAUGCGCAUCGAUCCAUCGCAAACUCGGCACACAUGUGUCCAAGGUUAAAUCGCUCAGCAUGGACGGCUGGACAAACGAGCAGGUCGAGAACAUGAAAAAGGUCGGAAACGUCUCGUCCAACAAGGUCUACAACCCCGACAACAAGAGACCCUCGAUCCCCGUCGACGCGGACGAAGCAGACUCUGCUAUCGAGCGGUACAUAAGGUCCAAAUAUAUGAACCAGGGCUUUACCGCCGCAAGAAGACACCACACCGGGAGUACGACAUCCGAUGAGACGCCACCUCCUUUGCCACCCAAGAACACGAGCAAGUUCAGCUUCCGUUCGGCGUCAUCGACUUUCCCGCUCUUCUCGAGAUCAAAGAAGGAUCUUGGCCCUCGGUCAGCACACUCAAGCCCGCUCCCUCCCCACAGUCCAGAACAGGGCCACCGACCAAAAGUUUCCAAGGUUUUUGGGGCUAGCCUCGGCUAUGACAGUGACGACGACGUGCACAAAAAGCUGGCAAAGUUGCGGGAGCUGGGAUUCACAGACGAUCGCAAGAACGAGGUCGUGCUCAAGGGCGUCAACGGGAAUUUGGAGAGGACAAUAGAGUCCCUUGUGCGGUUAGAGGGUCGGUCGCCCUUGGCUAGCCCAGUGGAUGAGUUCCCGAGUGUCGUCCGCCCACCAGCGUCUGCUGGAGGUCGUAUGAAUGGCUUGAAUGGAUUGACAGUGUCCCGGGCGGAAACGGCAAGGCCCAUGUCUGCCUCGAACAACCCUUUCGAUAUAUCCCCGGUCCAGCCUAUUUCAAGCCAAUCGACCGGAAAUAUGGCAAACCGAAAUCCCUACUACAGCAAUAACCCCUUUGGUCUGACAGCCACGCAGUCGAACGACGCUUUGAAUCAGGCAUUCACCAACAUGUCUCUCGGAGCUCCGCAACCGCUGUUCCCCCACCACACUGGCGGUCUUCCUCAGCAGCAGCAGCAGCAGCAGCAGAUGAUGAUGAUAAUGAACCAGCAGUCGGCGCAGCCACCAAUACCAUCACUACCACAGAACUAUUCUGGCAAUGUGUUUGAUAGUAACCCCCCGUACCCUCAGCAAGGCCAGCAGCCCGGUCUACAGCCUGCGCAACCAGUACAGCCCAUGUAUACUGGUUACAACCCAUUCUUGACCAAUGCGCAACCACCACAUCCUCAGCAGCACCAAGGUCAACAACUCCCGUCUCUUAGCACCGGCUUGAUGCCGAAUCCUACAGGGGGCUCCUACGCCAAUAACCCGUUUGCGCGAUCUCCGACCCGCAUGGCCACGCCGACCUCUCUGGGACAAAUUCCGGAGCAAAGCCAGCAGAAUUUCUACAGUUCGCCUGCGCAACCACAACAGCCGCAGAUGAACAACCCUUUCUUCGCGCAGUCUGCGAUGGCGGCGCCGAUGCCGCAGGCCCAGUUCAACCAGUUCAACCAAUUCAGCCAGCCCACGGCCCAACAAGCGCCACCGAGAGCAGACAAGGCAUCUAUCCUCGCUUUGUACAAUAUGCCACAGCUGGCACCUCAGGCGCAGAAUACCAACCUCGAUCAGGCCCAGCAGCAACAGCAGCAGCAGCAGCAGCAGCAGCAGCAGCAGGCAGGACAGCAGGCAGGAAUGGCGCCCACAGCACAGGUUUCAAAUAUCCAGAACCCGGCCAUGAACCAGGCUGACGUGGCAGCUUCUAUGACCUCAGCAGGUAGCAAGAACCCGUUCCUCGGUGGGGCUGGGGCACCUCAACCAGCUGCGGCACAGCCCUCGGGCAUGGACGCCAUGGUCGGAAAUAGAAGCCGAGACAGCAUGAUGGCACUCGGGAUGGAAUGGUCGAAUGGACGGCACAGUCCGGACGCGUUUGCGAACCUGAGUGCAAGAUCGAUGCGAUGACGAGUCAAUAUGAUGCACGGGAUGGCAGAAACUACCUAGUAAUGGACAUGUAAAUGAGGCUGUAUGAUAUGGAUCUACCAGUCUAACCGCUGCAAGCAAGUGCGGAGGCCUAGGCGCACGCGGGGUUGGCAUUGUAUAUACCUACGUCUUGAUGGAAGAGCUGAUGUGUAAUCGCUGAACGAGAUUGAUCUGGGCUCGGGGUCGGUGACAUGGUACCUGGUGAAGGAUCAAUAACGAGGGCGAAAUACACAAGUAGCCCCAGAGCACCCGGUCUUGACCGUCCUCUCCCCUGGCAGACCACAACUGCUCAUCCCACCAGCAGAC